AUGAUAAUUGGCAGAAACACCUUGAACCGAUUGUGCGCCGGGAUCUCGACGGUACAUUUGGCGGUUAAAUAUCCUUUGCCAAAUGGACGAAUUGGGAGAGUUGUUGUGGACCAGAAGACUGCAAGGGAGUGCUACUGCAACGCGGUAGAUCGGUACGGGAAAAGGAGCGCCUUGGUAGGACACCGAUGCAACGAGGUCGAGGCGCCGGAAGAAAACCUAGAUCCAAGGGGCGAAGGGCGGGUCAACAGGCCCACGCCAAUCGAGGAAACCAAGGAACUGAAAUUCGGCGAGAAAGUACUCAAAAUAGGGACCAGACUGACUGAGGUCCAAGAACAGAGAUUAUCAAAGCUAUUGGGCGAGAAUUUGGAUCUCUUUGCUUUGAGUCACAAGGACAUUCCAGGAAUAGACCCGAACUUCAUUUGUCACAGGCUGGCGCUGAAUCCCGGAAUUAAACCAGUGACCCAGACAAGCCGACGAAUGGGAGAUGAAAAGGAGAAAGCAAUCCAACAAGAGGUCAACAAAUUAGUGGCGGCAGACUUCAUCCGGGAAAUUAAGUAUCCUACUUGGCUGGCAAAUGUGGUGAUGGUGAAGAAGGCGAAUGGGAAAUGGAUAAUGUGUGUGGACUACACAGACCUGAACAAGGCAUGUCCAAAAGAUUCUUAG
Lotus japonicus is the source of this 663-nucleotide messenger RNA. RefSeq lists its product as uncharacterized. The record is from RefSeq and is a predicted model, not a curated record. NCBI's taxonomy places the organism in Eukaryota, Viridiplantae, Streptophyta, Magnoliopsida, Fabales, Fabaceae. The transcript has a single exon. The coding region runs from base 1 to 663 and encodes 220 amino acids.